AUGGCAGGUCAUAGGUGUUUGCGUUGGGCUACUUCAGCCACAAACCAGCAGAAAGAGGACUGGCAGAAGGAAAGCGAUUUCGCUCGCAAGCUGCGACGCCUUCCAGCUCGAGAGCUCUGUGAGGCAGUUCAGCCUCGCUUGAAUGACUUGGAUUUUGUGUCGAUGUUGACGGCUUUCCAGCGACUUUCCAAGUUGGGCAUCAAGAAUCCCGAGGAGGAGGAGCUGGCAGUGAAACUCAUUCAGGGCCUGCGAAGGUACCUGGGCAGCCAGGUCGCACGGGAGCGAAACCGUUCCAGGCGAUUUCCCUGGCUCGCACAGGGAGCUUGGGCGGCAGCCAAAGUGCUGCCCGUGCCUUCAAAGACGCUUCAGACUGACGCAACGAAACUCCUGGAGGAGGUGAGCCAAGCCAGCGCACAAGCACUGCAGCGGCGAAAGCCAUUUGAAGCCAGGGAUGCGGCAAACUUGCUGUGGGCCUUGGCAGCAGCUCGAGUCUCUGCACCCAUCGAAGCGUUCGAUGCGCUGCUCGUGAUGAAGACGGAGGCAUUUGCGCCUCAGGACAUCGCGAAUCUCAUUUGGGCCCUGACACGCCUAGAGAACCCCGGCGACAGCCGCCUGGCGAUGUUGGAGAAGCUCUGCGGCUUGGCCCAGAAGCAGAUCUGGCACUUGGAGCCACAGGGCCUGGCAGCGGUGCUGAGUGCACUUGCAGCUGCUCGUGAGAGCCUCACACUUGGUCCUGGUGUCGCAACGACCGUGGCUACACUGCUGAGGGCAGCAGCUAAGAGAUUGGAAGAGGAGCUGGAUAACAGAAAGGACCCAUCAAGAUGGAGGUCUUCCGAAUUGGUUCAGCUGUUUUGGGCCUUCAGCGUCCUUCAGCUAGACGUCGUCCACUACGAGCAUUUACCUGCAAAAGGCCUGCAAAACAAUUGGACUGACCUCCCUCCGCGGGAUUUGUCACUGCUUGCAUGGAGCUUCGCCAACUCCAAUUCCGAGAGUCUAGCAAUGGAGGUCGGGAAGAUUGCCGCUGCAGGGCUGCCAAAGCUGAGAGAUUUCGACAACCAAGGAAUAUCCAAUCUGGUGUGGGCCUUGGGAGCAGUCAGCCUGGCAGAUCGGGAGGUGUUCUCCCGAGUCGGGACGCUGGUGUCGGCAGGUGACUUCACGGCCAGACAAGUGACCAACAUAUCUUGGGGGUACGCAACUGCAGCAUUUCUUCACCAUGACCUCUUCAAAAAGGCAAAGCGUUUGGCUGAGAGGAGUCUUGAUGCUUUCCGAGUGGACGAGCAAGUUUCCCUGCUAUGGUCCUUUGCAAUUGUGUCAUUGCCGAGUGACACUCUCUGCAGUUCACCAUGCUUGAAGGUUGCCGGAAGUGAGAUGUCUGCCCGCGAAGCUGCAAAUCUCUGUUGGACCUUGGCAGUCUUGGGCCAACACCGGGAGGACGUGCUGGUGGAAUCUGCCAAGUUGCUGGAGGCCAAAGGCAGCCAAGAUCUGGAGCUCCACUUGGCUCAAUGGCACUAUGCAUUCAUGGCCUUCAAACUUGAAGGUGGCAACAUCCCGGGUGACUUGCAAACCUUCGCUCUGCGGGCUGCGGCAGCGGCGAAAAACCGCGCAGUGGCGAAGCUUGGACGCACGGAGGCCUCCUCCAAGCUUCACAGCGAGGUGUCUGCGAAGGUUCGAAGACUGUGCCCGAGUGAGCCUAUCCGGGGGAUCUUGGACGCCCUUACUCAGCAUGGUCUACUGAUGCUGGAUCUUCGUCUUUGUCCUCCAGCUGCUCUGUCGACUACCUGCUCAACUUUGCGGGAGAAACCCACUGGGAUUCGCCAGAUUGUCUUGCGAGAUGGCAUGCGAUGCUUUUGCCAGGAUUUGGCCUACCGGAAACACGCUGCAGCCAAGGACAGGCAGUUCGGGAAGUAUGCCUUGAACACUUCCCACCUCCGCAUGUUGAUGACUGCCUUGUCGGUCUUCCUCUCAGCUAGAGGUCAAAAGGUGUUGAUCUUGGAUCUCGAGGGUCUUCCGCUUGGCAAACAGCUCAGCUCUUUGUUGGCACCACUGGCAGCAACAUUGACCGAGGCGGGUGCACGGCACCUGCAGUGGUUGAACCUCUCUGGUUGUGGGAUUGCUGAUCGUGGCCUUGCGUUGCUGUUGCCGGCGUUGGGAAACUCGGGCAAAGUUCUGCUCCCGGAACUUGAAGCCAUUCUGCUGGCUGAAAACAGACUGUCAGAUGUGCAGCUGGUGAUUCACCUCCUGCGAAGUCGGACCUCGCUUUGCAUGAAUGGCAAGGCUACCUCUUUGCGACUGCUGGACUUGUCCCGAAACCCGCGUUUGGUGACUGAUGUUACUGAGCGCAUGACAAACCUCGGCACAAGAUUCCGCGGAGAUACUUUAAUGCUAUCAAUCUCGAGGUUCCUUGCAGAGGGUCUUCCUCUUCAAGUGCUGAGACUCAAAGAUCUGAAGCUUCGAAAUGACGACAUUCUGCCUCUCUUGAAGCUGCUGGGAGCGGAAGCUGAUGGCUUUGCCAUGGCAAACAGCGAAGGUCCUGCCUGUCAAACGUGCCUGGAAGAGGUGGAUUUGACAGGCAAUUUCUGUUCUGCUGAGUUGCAAGCAGAAGUCACAGAUGUCAUCAACCUGCUGAAGCAGCUGCGUUCGCAGCCCGAACUCUGCUGGAGAUUGAGACGGUGUGGCUCUCGCUGGCCGGUGAGGGUCGAACGUCCACAGAGGUCACACCCCAGGAGUCGUUCGCAGCCCGAAAGUGAAGCAAACGUCGAAAGUGAAGCCGAGAUCGACGAUUUAAAACGAGAGGCUGUGAGUGAAUGUCAAGUUGAUACAGACCUUCCACUCGCAUCCCUAGAGGAUUUGAAAGAUGCCAAACAUUGUGAGACUCGUCGAGCUGUGAGGGAGAAUGGUGUAGAGGCCGGGGAGAUCAUUUUGGGUUCGCCAGCACCUCCUUCACUUUUGAUCAGACAGAUGAUCUUAGAUCAGAUGCAGCACCUGCAGCACCUGCAGCACCAUGACAUGGACGGAAGUUUGAUCCCAUCGCCAAACCUUUCAGCCACUGAGCAGACUGAGCAGUUGCAGGUUGAAAGAUCUGCCGAUGUCGUCCUGGAAGAGGGAAGGAUAGAUCACUGUUUUGAAGGUCUUCCCUUGACAGCCAACGAUGCUAACACCGAAAGCUGUGAAGGAAGCCCUGAGUUUGAGAUGAGAGAUAUGCAAAGAGAUAUGCAAAGAGAUAUGCAAAGAGAUAUGCAAAGAGGUGCCAUGGCAAAGAUUCCAUGGAAUGAGUUUUUUGAAGCAAAGAUCAAUGAGAUGUGUCAGGGCUUUUUGGAGCAAUCCUCACACCCUGCGGGGUCAGCUCUUGGAAGGUCGGAGCGAUCAGUGCUGUCCCAGCAAGACUCCAGGUUAGAUGCUAUGCAUCGGGAGGCUCUUGAAUCUUUGCAAAGUCGGCUACUGGGUACACAAUAGUGAUCAAUGGUGAUCAAUAGUGUACGUUUAUGAUUCGCACAAAUUGCAUUUCAUUGAAGAAAGUACAUUGACAUGUACAUGCUCCAAGUUCAAAGUUGGACGACAAAAAAAGCACUCUUUGUGCUACCCACAGGGGCCAAAGUCCUCGCAGUGAACCGAUGGUGGACCUUUCAUCAGGACCUCUGACUACUCCACAAACCCAUCCUGGAUCAUCCUGGUCCCAAGAGAGGAUCAAAUUCUUGAAAAAAGGAUAAAAAAGGCAGAAUGAGCCAAUCAGCCAGUAGUCUUACUGACUUACUGGUUCUCGUGGGGUCUCUUGCCUUCUCAAAUCCCGGAACCUUUAUUUUCUGUCUCCCCCCACUCACUUUUUUCGAUGGCAACAGCCUGAAAGAA
Molecule: messenger RNA, 3846 nt
Organism: Cladocopium goreaui
Lineage: Eukaryota; Dinophyceae; Suessiales; Symbiodiniaceae
Source: the annotation of a GenBank genome assembly